AUGGAUGUACAGGAUGCGGAAAUUGCAAACGAUAAUGUUCCACAGCCGAAGGGGCCUCAAAAUUUGAAGUACGGACCCUACAGCGAAGUGGAUACUGCGGCUUCCAGCAAGAUAGGAGAUCGAAGGAGCUUGCACGAGGUUGUGGCGGUAUUUGAGGGUUGGUUAUUUCAGAACCCCACUGGAUGA
Molecule: messenger RNA, 186 nt
Organism: Paracoccidioides lutzii Pb01
Exons: 1
Coding region: 1-186 (61 amino acids)
Source: RefSeq, a predicted model, not a curated record